This is a messenger RNA of Arabidopsis lyrata subsp. lyrata, 714 nucleotides long. Its product is annotated as heavy metal-associated isoprenylated plant protein 10. The coding region runs from base 237 to 548 and encodes 103 amino acids. The record is from RefSeq and is a predicted model, not a curated record. Lineage: Eukaryota; Viridiplantae; Streptophyta; Magnoliopsida; Brassicales; Brassicaceae. The transcript has 3 exons.
CUAUUAUAUUGGAAGACUCAAAACUGUUUUUAUUCAUCUUGAUUUAAGCGUACCUAUUUUAGUUUCUACCUUCGAUGGCUUGACUUAAUCAUUUCAUAUUCGCAAAUUCAAGACAAAAGAUAUGUGUGUAUAUAUAUGGGGGGAAACAAAGGUUUAUGAGAAAACUACGAGUUUGAAUUCGUAUUCAUUUACAUAUCAUUCCUCUCCAAUCAUCAAGCUUUCUAUAUUUUUCGAAAAUGCCGGAGAAAGUGGUAUUCAAGCUGGAAGUUUUUGAGGAAAGAAUCAAACGGAGAGCUAUGAAAGUUGUAUGUGACUUUCCAGGAGUUACUUUGAUAGACGUGAAGGAAAAAGGUAAACUAAAGGUGAAUGGAGAAUUUGAUAAGUUUGAAAUGACGAAGAAACUUAAGAAGGUAUAUGAAUUUGUUGACAUUAUCGCGGUUGGACCGGAUGGAGAACCAGCGAAAAAUCAGAAGCUGGUUAAAAAGCCUGAACCAAAAGUGAAGAAAGCACCAUCUUACCGUGGUUGGAAUUUGGGUUUCUUUAAGUAAUCGAUUUGAAGUCGUCGUGAUCGGUUUGGUUUCCAUGGACCAUUGUAUUCUAGUAAUAUUUUAUCUCAUUUUUCUGAAAAAUUGUUUGUCCGUUAUAUGUAAUAACUAUGUGGUGCAUAUAUUCAUAUUGGCAUUCUACUAUAUUUUGUUAACCUUAAGUUUUGAU